This is a messenger RNA of Catharus ustulatus (Swainson's thrush), 8656 nucleotides long. RefSeq names its product receptor activity modifying protein 3 (gene RAMP3). The transcript is spliced from 4 exons. Gene Ontology annotation, biological process: regulation of G protein-coupled receptor signaling pathway; receptor internalization; calcium ion transport. Gene Ontology annotation, cellular component: signaling receptor complex; membrane; cell surface. The coding region runs from base 60 to 530 and encodes 156 amino acids. Gene Ontology annotation, molecular function: coreceptor activity. NCBI's taxonomy places the organism in Eukaryota, Metazoa, Chordata, Aves, Passeriformes, Turdidae. The record is from RefSeq and is a predicted model, not a curated record.
GACCGGCCGCCCCAUGCGGGCUCCGUCCCCCGCGGCCGCUCGCCGCCGCCCGCGCCGGGAUGGAGGAGCAGGGCAGCCGCCGGCGGCCGCUCCCCGUCCUGCUGCUCUGGGUUAAUGGUCUAAUGACGUUUGGAUUUGUAGGUGCACGUCAACAGACUGAGCUCUGCAAUGAAUCUCUCAUGUUAGAAAAGUUGCCUGCCUGUGGGAAAUUCUUUGAAGAGAUGAUGAAGAAAGUGGACUCAAAAAAGUGGUGCAACCUGACAGAAUUUAUCAUGUAUUACGACAACUUUACCCAGUGCACAGAACGUGAAGCCAACAAUGCAAGUUGUUUUUGGCCAAACCCCCUUGCAGAAGGCUUUAUCACUGGAAUUCAUAAACAAUUCUUUUCAAACUGUACUUCAGAAAAGGUUCACUGGGAAGAUCCACCGGAUGAAAUUCUCAUAACACUGAUCUUGAUCCCAGUCAUGUUGACAUGUGCCAUGAUAACACUGGUAGUAUGGUGCAGCAAGAGAAGUGAUAUCCUGGUCUAAGUUCUUCUUCUGGGCUUUCCUUUUCUUCCUUUCUUUAUUCCCUGAACACUAAGAGAGGAGGACAAAGAGAGGAACUUGGCAUAAAGAUUUCAUAUCUGCUGAAAUGGAACCAGUGAGAUACUGAGAUGCUCCAGUGAAAGAAGAGCUGCUUGCUGCUUCUGCAAGUCACUGCUUCUGCCUUGACCAUGAGUUGCUGGUGGAAAACUUUACUUCCAUCAAGCCUCAUCAGCAUGGAAUUCACAGGCAGCUCCCAGAAACAGGAGACUUCUCAGGCAAAUGGACCCCUUGCCUGCAAAAGGAGUAAAGUUACUUUUCUAUGGGUAAAGCUGGCUGGUAAAGUUUUGCAAAUCUGUAUGUGUGUAAUACUGACUGUGGGGAAAGUUGCAUCUCUUGAGGUUUUGUGCAGGACACUCAAGGUUUUCAUCUGUGACUUGGCAAGAUCACUGGCAAAGGAACUGAUUAACUGGUGAACUGAUUAACCUGGAUGUAACCAGGUGGCAGCUUUUCCUAGAUGUUAGUCAAAAUCAUCAUUAUAAAAACUGGGAAGUAUUGUUCUGGCAAAGAAACAAUUUAUGUGUCCAGUGACUAUCUGCACAGGGAAAUUAUCAUGCCACAUUAUAAAAUAGUUUAUAAAAUUCCUUUAAGCAUGGCUUCUUGGAAUUGUAUGUCUUACAAACAAACUCUGGGAGGAUGUACAGGUCUUACUUUACAGAGCUGGAAAAUGAAAUUCAUUGAUUAUAAAUAUACUAAGGAGUAAUGAAGAAACUUUCAUAUGCCAGACUCUAAUUUUCCUCUUUUAUGAUUAUUUUUCUUGAUGACUUGUGUUCACUGUAUAUUCUCCACAUUCACUUCACUUUGUGCAAGUGAUAGCCUACAAAUAAAUAUAGAGGUGUCAUGUUGAUUGAGGUGCCUUUCAGAGUAUUGUACAUAAAUAAUUCUUUGUCCUGUGAAGAGUGUGGGAACUAAAGUAUGAACAUCAAAACUUGGAAUAGAAGUAAAAGGAGAGAAAAAAUUCAACUCAGAAAUCUAAUUCUGUCAAGUUAUGUAAUAGUUGAAAUAAAGAUCAUAUGCUCAAAACAAAAGAACUUUGUGUUGCAAAUCUUCCUUUCAAAACGUCUUUCAGUCCAGUGCUCUUCUAUGACAAGUGUGCAACGUCUGAUACAAGUGAAUUUUCAUUUUUCUGUACCUUAUGCACACAAAUAAAAUACAGUUGAAUGACCAAGCAAUUGCAUUUAUAUACUUUAUAGUUAGAUUGCCUCCUUUAAGAUUUGGGCUCUGUGUUUGACACUCAGGUCUGUGAGUAUGAAAAGCAUUUCCAUGCUUGAAUCGAAUUAGAAGUGCUCAAUUUACAAGAUUAUUUAUACAUUGCAUAUAGAUAAAUAAAUAACCCCUGUGAGCUGUACUGGUUUGUUUUCAUGUCCUUUCACAACUUGUUUUUUCAUUACGCUAAUGUUGGAAUGAUUCAAUUUCAAAAGUGUUUCCUGUGUGGUUUUCCAGACUCUUCCUCAUUCUCUAGAUGCUAGCAGAAAUUGCUCUUUGUAAAAAAGAAGAGUGAAGUAAUGUACUAAGGAUUUUGGUUGAAUUUUGUAUUUAUCUGUUACUUUCUGUAUUAAAAUGCUUUGGACCACCAAAUCUAGUGGUCAGUUAAAAAGCCCAACCCAUUCAUUUUAUUCAAGUUAUUGUUUGGUUAAGCAUUUUGUGUGGCCAAAACCACGCAGUCUUAUGUUUUAGUCCUCAUUUUACUUAAACUUCAGCAAGCUUCAAAACUUAGAUUUGGAAACCACAUAGCAAAAUUUUUGAGUUUUUGAAAGCCACAUUAAUUUCAACCUAAUUGCUGUGUUUGGGGCAAAUUCUGGACCAUUUUUGACUCAUUUGAAAUUGUGUUCACCUGAUGAACAGGUCACCUGAGAGCUAUCAGUCAGCUUGAUUCAUAAGCUUAAUUUAUAAAAUAAGAUUGGUCUGGAUACUAAGGGAAGAAGAAAGCUUGAUGACUUCAUAUCACCAGAUGUGUACUGUGAUCUUUAAAGAAUGCCAUGUUUAAAAUCUCUAGUUCAAAGAGUCUUUAAAAAUAUAAGAACCAAAGAAGUAGAAAUAGUAGCUUUUACUUCAUGUGCCAUGGAGUAGAAGUAGAGAAUUCUGACACUAGUCUGUGCUUUGGAGGCUAUACAUAAUUGUGUGUCUUCCUUAUCCAAGUUGAUCUUCCAUUACAUUUAUAUAGAUGAAGAAGGGCAGAGAAGUUGAAACUGUGCAUGGGAAACAAUACUGAUUAUUUGAUGUAGCCUCAGUGGUUUAAAUCUGAGAAAUAUUUAUACUGCUUUUAGGAAAAAAGCAGCUGCAGGAGUUAGGUCUUAACAGUUGUGUACAUUAAUAGGGACCCAGAAUGAUAACUGUUGAAUCUUUUGAUAUAGGUUGUACUACGCAUUAAUGAGAGUUAGUGGUGCAUGAACCUUGCUACCUCUCCCCAAAAACCUGUUUCCAUUGGCAAGAAAAUCACAUCUGGUACCAAGAAUCUGGCUCAUUUAUCAAUUUCAAAUUAAUUUGAUGUCCCAACAGAGUUUCAGGAAUAAAGAUAUUCAAAAAGAAAAAAACCAACUUGUUGAAAAUCUUUCCUAGAACUGGAAGAGUGGUUGUUCCCCAGCAAUAUUUAGGCCAAAACAGAAGAGACAGCUAGCUGAGAUUGCUAAUUGCUGUGAGUUCUGGGAUUUUUUGCUUUUGGUAACAACUGGGGAAGUGUGGUUUGUGCCCCUUUUUUGACUGGUGUAGGUGGUGUCUCUUCCUGUCUGAAUGUCAUGUGUGCAUCCUGGCAGCAGGUGUCCACCUGCUGCAAUACAUUGGCUUUUUUGGAAACUGAAACAAAGUAUGAAUUUUGCAAGGCAGCAAGAUGCAGCAGUGCUGGGUAUUAUUUUGCUGAAGUCUUGAUUGUCAAAAGCAUGAGGGUAUUUCAGAAAAUGAAAGGUCCUGAGGUCUGUUUGCAAAGUCUGAGUUCCACAGGAGAAAAAGAAAACAUUGUAUUUUUUUAGCUCAUGGGUGGUUUGGAAGGAUGAGGACAAUUAGUGACUGUCAUUGCUUCUGAAUGCAAGAAGAAUAGUGAUCUCUGUGUACUUUGAGAGAAAUACCUACGUGCAUGCAGUGGUGUCUUAAUACCCAGAAGUGGACAUUAAAAAAGCAAUUGAAUUUUAGUUAAAGAGUCUGUGUUUCAGAACACACUCUAAAAGAAUUUUGAAAUAGGAAUCUGAGCCCUCAGAUAACUCUGUGGAUUUGACAAGAAAAGCAAAUUUUCUGCACAGUAGGAAAUCUGAGGAGCAUUGAGGCUACUACCUUGUCUUUGGCUGAACUCUCAGCAGAACAUUUUGAAAGGACACAAAUUGUAAUGGUGCAUAAUAGGCAUAAUCUGUCUACACCAACUGCGCUGAAACACUUGAGGGGGUGGAGGCAGACCCAGGUGGUCACAGGCAGCAUAAAGGUACCACCCUGGAGCUGCUGUGAGAGCUAACUGCUGAGAAGUGUCUGGAGACACAUCAAUGUGGUGCCAGACUCGGUUUUGAGGGAUGUGCCUUUUUGUCUUGCACAGAAACCAUGACUAAUGUGAUGGCCUGACUGCUGGAAUGGAAACAGCUUCAAAUGAGUCUGUAGAAUAUGUGCCUUUGUAGAGUUUCCUGGGAGUGUGUGUAUACAGACAAGACUACCAGGCUACUGUUCUUUUUUUUUUCCUUUGGAACUUGCAGGGAUGGCAGCAGCAUAGCUGGAAUUACUCCUUAAGAUUUGACAUUCAUAUAUAACUGAGUUCUGUCUAAAUCCUUCAUGGUGGGAUAUUUUUUCUUUUAAAGUGUUUUGCAUCUGGGGUGUAGAUAUCUACAUGAGAUAGGGUCUCAUGCUUCGUUUUCAUCUCAUUAUAAGGGAGACUCUUGGUUUUGAUAAGAUUAAUGACCAGAAAUGCUCUCAAAAGACCAUCAAAUGGAUCCUAGUGACAGUUUCACUGUAGGCUCAGCUACAACGUAGUAGAGAUCUAAAUUACAGAGGAUGUUAAUCAUGCGCCAGGUACCUUAGACCUCUGUUCUUCAGUGCCCUGUCUGAGUAGGGAAUAAUCUCAGAAGGAUGCUAUGAGAAUAAGAAUGUGAAUGAUCACAAAUUACUUAAAGAACACUGAGUUGAAGAACAUACUUAUAACAAUCUAAUGAUUCAAAAUGACAGCAAUUAAAAAAAAUGGGAAAUAACAUGGGGGGAGAAUUUUCCUGAUUCAGCCUAUUUGGCUGAUUGUUUUUCUUUGUUGUUUAUUCUUUUAUUUACAAUUAUUCUUUUUUUUUUUUUUUUAAAUUAAUGGCCUAGAAGGGGGAAAUAAGGAGCCUGUACCUGUUAAAGCAGAGCUCUAAGCUUCUGAAAAGUGUCAUUAUAUUUCUCAUCUAUGAUUAACAUUAACAUGGAUCUUUUGUCAUCUUCAUUCUCCUGCCGCUCAGAACUGCAGGAGAAUGCAAUUUUUGCUUGACAGUUUCAAAACCAUUAAAGAUUAAGAAUGACAACAGUGGAAGCUUUUUUACACAUAGCUGCUUAAAAGUGAAAUAUGUUGAGUGACUUGGAAGCUAACUGAACUAUUCCUGGUGAGCACACCAGGGAACUGCAUAGAUGUAGAGACAGUGAGUGGGAACACAGAUAAUUCCACUGACACAAAUCACUUCAAAUCCUAAGAAAUGAUGAUAUAUUUAAUUACUCACCUCAUAAAAACAACCUUAUCUUAUAAGGUUGUCUUGGAGAAAACCUACUUAUGUAUGUAAAUAUGUACCUUAUUUCUCCCUUCUCUUCAACAGGACUGUAGCAUAACUGCAAGGGGAAUAUGCUGCUGUUUUCCAGCUAAUAGUUGUUUUAUGCAUUAUGGAGACUCCAUGACUGAGUGUGAGUGGCGUAUCUGCUCAAUAUUUGAUGCAUAAAGAAAUUCUACAUAAACCAGAAAAUGUUAUGUGGGUGCCUAUCACUACAAAGAGGAAAUCCCACUGGUUUAUGUGCACGAGAAGCGAUUGGAGUCACGUAUGAGCACAGAUCCAAGCUUCAUAAGAGCCAAGACAUUGGGGAGACCGACUGAUACCUGUCUUGGAGUGUAUCUGUGUCUGAUUAGACUCCUGUACCACCAAAAUAUUCAGAUUUUGAUAGAUUAUAUUGGUCAAUUGUUGUACAAGCAAAGAUACACAUUUUAUGAGACCUGAACAAGCAGGUUGUUUUGUUAGGAACUUGGAUAGGAACUAAAUUUGAAAGCAGUUGCACAUUCAGUCAUUCUUAUUUCAAAUUACUGAAAUGAGAUUACUUUCUUUAAGGUCAGCAUGGAUAAUUUUUCAAAGAUAUGAAGAUAGUUACACAGACAACUGGUAUCUUACUUUCUGUUUUGUUUUUGAUGAAAAUACUGGACACAGUUAUGUCAGAGUCACAGUCUGAGCCAGCAGACCUGAAGGAAUAUUAUAGUCAGAUUAGAAAGGAAAUUUUCUUAGUCCUAGUGGGGCACUGUAGUAGAGUGCUGCUUGAGGCUAUCUGGAGUCACUCUGCAGACUGGAAAGUCUCACCUGGAAAGACUUGAGUUUGCUGUGUUUUGACAAAGGGAAUGAUUUUUAAGGACAACUGUUAGUAAUUGAGGUUACAGUUUAUAGAAGCGUUAUAGGAUCAGCAUCUUAGAGACCUGUGCGCUGGGAUCUCUGUGCUGGGAUUUUGAAUGAGUGCAUUCCCUCGAAUUUGAGUCUCUAAGGAGAGAGAUUUGCUUAGAGUAUAACAUUUAUGAGGUGGUUGGAAUGAAUUUUGCUGUCAGCAGGGAGUGAAUCCCAGUUCUCUUGGACUGCCUAAUUUGUCCCAGUUUAUUUUAAAGUGAAGAGCUCUGCCAGUAAAUGUUACCCUUCUUAAGAAUUAAUCUGGGCAUUAAAACUACUUUUCAAAACAUUUGGAGAAAACCGGUAUUAGACAAUCAUGUUGGCAGAAUAUCUGCAGACUAUCUUUUUUUUUCUGUCUUUCAACAAUUUGGUUUUUCUAGCAAAAAUAACAUGUUUUAGGAGUACUUUCUUGAGCAGAGUAGCAGAACUAGCAGUCCUUUCUAAUAAUUAAAACCUUAAUACUUAACACAAAAUGCUCUCAUAAAUCUACUACAUAAACUUUGAUUUUCUUAUGCUCUUUUCAGGAAAAGAAACCAGUAAGUGUAAUUUCAGUACUUCAGAUGUGGUGCUUGAUCACUGGAUCCUCUCCAUCUGCAUGCUGUAUAUAAUCUGAAAUAAUUACGAAAUUAUUUUUGUUUAGCUGCAGAAAAUGAAGAAAAAUGUUUCUGACUCUGGCUGCGUACUUUGGUAGAUUAUAAAACUGAUAGAUAUGGUAUUUUCUGUAAUAUAUGGUACUGUCAGUGUAUACUCUAGGGUAACAGUUUAGAAAUACAAACCAAGGGCAGCAUUAGGUCACAAAUAUUUCUAAUACUGCAAAAGUGUACUAAUGAAACAGGAGGGUUUUGCUGAGGAAAAAAUCAACAUUAUAGUAUUUGCUUACAUAAAAGAGCCAAUAUGAUAGUUUAUGAUGCCAGUUGAGGUUUUCAUUAAAGAAUGAAACCCAAACCUUGGUAACCAGCAAGAAUACAGUUAGACGAACACUUGGAAAAGCAAAGACCAGAUCUACAUCAGCUGCAGGAGUUUCCCAAAUGUACACAAUGUUUGAGUUUUUUGCCCUGCUACGGAUUGCUAUGAUUACUUGUCCUGGGUUCCAGAAGUUUUAAGAACAUCAAAUUCAAGAGAAGAAACACAGUUAAUCAAGUAAAAUUUAUAAAACAGAGCAAUUUAAGUAAUGUGUAUUCCAGAGACCACAGUGCAAUUCUGCAUUGAAAAACCCACAUUGCUCAUCAAGUUUUUUAUCACUUAAGGCUGGCAAAUGUGAAAUUUUUGAUUUCACUUGCUUAGAGCUGGGUCAAUUGUAUAGGUGCAAACUCUGUUUUCCAUUCUCUAGUAUGGUAUUUAUAGAGCAUUAUUAUGAACAUGGUAAUUUUCUGCCAAUGUACUUUUGGUAAGAAAUCAGACUUGGACUCCCUUGCUUUCAGGGGAGUAACAAAACGGGUCAGCUCUCUGUCUGGAGACACAAGGUGUGCUUUUUGGUGCAAUUAAUAUCACUCCAAUUGCCAUGAUGAGAAAUUUCAGGGAAAAGUGUGGUAAGAAGUAGAGCAGUGCCUCCUUUCUGUUGGGCUCAAAUCUCUUUGAGCCCAAUCACAAGGAUGUGUUGCAGUCUGGAGAAUUCAAAGAACAAGAACUUUCCUCUUGGACCACAGCAUGUGAUCUUAACAGUCUCCUUUAAUCAGGUUAACCUUCAUUUUAGCUCAAUGGCUUUAAAGAAAUGUCAGUCAAACAUUUUCUCCACCACUGCAUUUCUUAAUUCUCUUUAAUUCUUAGGGCAGUCUACAGAGUCUUAAAAAUUUUUGCCCUUCAGAAAUACACCAAGAAGCAAUUAAGAUUCCUUUGAAAUGUUGCUGGUGUUUAUAAAUGUUAGCAAAUGGAAAAUAUUGCCUAUUUCCUUUUAUCUUGACUUAUAGAUAGGUUAGAAAGGUGCAUAUAAGGAGAAGUAAAAGGUAACCGAUGUAUUGUCUUGAGAAAAAAAUGACAAAGUUUUUAGAUGAAGUAAAACUUGAAAGACAUUUUACAGUACCGUUAACAUGUGUGGUGUCAAAAAUCAUAUAAUCAAUCUAAGUAUUCAUUUACAUUUUUAUUAUAUUUGUAAAAUUAAUUUAUGCAGAAGUUACAGACGGACGUUUUCCCUUGGUUUCUAAAUUUUGCCAGUAUAAUAAAGUAUAUUGUACAAAGAUUUGGUAACGCAAGUCAGGACACAUAGGAUGAAUUUGUCAUACUCAUAUUCUUUUGUGCCCAAAGGUAUUAUUAAAAUCAAAGUGUUUAGAGAAGAAAGGCAAAUGCAGCAACCAAUUGGACCACCCAGCUCACAGACAAAAAUAGAGCAUAAUUCUCUUUUUUGAAUAUGUACUAUUCUUGCUCAUGGGGAUACAUAGUUGGAGGGAAAAAUGUGGCUGUUGUUUUCCCAAAUGUUUGUUAUAAAUGGAAUGCACCAUUUACUGUUCUGUAAAGCACUAUCCAAAGUCAAAGCCUUGGAAUAAUAAUAAAAAAAAAUACAAUUCA